Messenger RNA from Aphanomyces invadans, 1695 nucleotides. Its product is annotated as serine/threonine protein kinase. Bases 1 to 1695 code for a protein of 564 amino acids. NCBI's taxonomy places the organism in Eukaryota, Oomycota, Saprolegniomycetes, Saprolegniales, Verrucalvaceae. Gene Ontology annotation, biological process: peptidyl-threonine phosphorylation; peptidyl-serine phosphorylation. Gene Ontology annotation, molecular function: ATP binding; protein serine/threonine kinase activity. The record is from RefSeq and is a predicted model, not a curated record. The transcript has a single exon.
AUGGACUUAUCCGUGUCACAACUAGGAACUCCAAAGAGGUGGCGUUUGUCCGACACAUACAACCUGGUAACCGACCUCGUGAACGAAUGCAACCAUUGCAUCUUCAAGGCUGAAAGCACCGCAAAGAAGUGCAAGAAACUGGUGGUCAAGCUCACCGACAAGCAGAGAGAAGUGGAGUUCUAUAAGAGCAUGGGCCACCACCACGAUGCCGAUCUCCACGUUGUCGACUGUGUCCAAAUCAUCCCCGUGGCUUUAGCGAGGAAUGCGAAGUGCUUUGCCAUCGUGAUGGAGCAAGGGUUGACGGUGGACUUGGACCAUCUCCACAUGCUUCAACAGCGGCCGUUCCUGCAACUGAAUUGCAUCGACAAGCUCGCCCGAGCCGUCCUCUUUUUGCAUGACCGAGGACUCAUCCAUGGCGACAUCAAGCUCGAAAAUGUCGUGUACUUUAGCGAUCGCACCUGGUACAAGCUGAUCGAUUUUGACCACACCGUGAAGAUUGGGUCGCGCAUUCGGCAUUGCACCCCCGAGUACUGUCCGCCGGAAAUGGCGCGAUGCAUGCUGCAGGGCCAAGGCCUGACCAUCGAGGCGUCAUCCAAGUUUGACGUGUGGUGCUUUGGCGUGCUGGUGCUCCGUCUGUUUCUGGACGGCGGGCAUUUGGAAGAAUUUAACGGUGUCGGAGGCGACGGAGUUUAUGAACUUCUCGCGGCACCGGGGUUUUCGUUCCGCCAGAGUCUGGCCAAAGUGGCUGCGUUGAACAACCGCCAAAAGAAGUACUUGCUCAUGUGCUUGGAGCCGGACGAGUCGAAGCGAACGGGUAGCUUGCGCGACAUUCUCAAGGCGCUCGAAGUCAAAUCGACAACUCACAGUACGACACCUGCAUCGCCCUCGCCCCUCGGCUCCAAUCCUACUCUCAUCGGUGCAUGGCCCAGUCACGCCCUUUCCGACACGAACGAGGUCACGUCAGAGCGCCAUAGCCACUCGAUCAACAGUACCUCCCAACCACGAGAAGUUGCCAUGACGGAGUUUGCCGCGCCAGAGCCGUGGGAACUGCCCAUGUUGUGGUCGUUGGACGCCACUGAGAAACUGGGGAAAUGCGACCCGUCGAAGCUGGGACGAAUGCGGUUUCGCCUUGUCUUCCAGUGCGAGUGGUGCAUUUCAUCUUGCGGCCGGUUCGAGCCCCAGGACGAAGUAGCUGCUCGAAGCGACGCCUCGUUGCAUGUGGUGGGAGCAUCGGACGAGAUCCGGCAGAUGUUGCCCAUUUUGAACGCCAGCUCUGCGGUGCGGAAAGCUCUGUGCGUGGCGGCUCUGUUGGGUGUGACGAUGGACGGGUUUCAGUUUGAUUUGAAGGAUACCCAACACAUGGCCAAAAUCGCAAGUGCAUUGGAAUCGAUCCAUGGACUUGCCCCGCGCUUGGACACGGACGCAGCAUUCGAAGGAAUCGUGCAUCGACUCGAGACCGAAGACUUGGACGAGGUGGAAUUGGCAGAUGAAGCGAGGAAGUUGCAGGACGUGCUGUUGAGAUACCGAAGAGUGGUUCUUCCAAUGAUGAAGCAAACUUUGGCAAGUCUGGGCUUUGACUGGAACCGCGAACGUGUCGGUGGGCUUCGUCAAGUCCAAUAUGCAUCGGGAUACAGCCGAUGGGUGUGCCAAGUUCACUCGCCCCAAAAGACAUCACAAGGGACUUUGUCGAGUUGA